Elgaria multicarinata webbii is the source of this 1351-nucleotide messenger RNA. It is a transcript of the gene GPR17, whose product is annotated as G protein-coupled receptor 17. The record is from RefSeq and is a predicted model, not a curated record. Gene Ontology annotation, cellular component: plasma membrane. Lineage: Eukaryota; Metazoa; Chordata; Lepidosauria; Squamata; Anguidae. Gene Ontology annotation, biological process: G protein-coupled receptor signaling pathway. Gene Ontology annotation, molecular function: G protein-coupled receptor activity. Bases 105 to 1121 code for a protein of 338 amino acids. The transcript is spliced from 2 exons.
ACAUUUGCUGGCAUUGUAAGAAGUCAAGGAGAUUUUUUUUUACUCCUCAUUCCUAUAGGACUGCAAGCUGCAAGAGGUUCAUAUUUCAAGACCUACAGUGAGGAAUGAACAGCCAAGCAGAUGCUUCAGGCCUGUUCUUCAACACUUCCCUGGAAAGUUCAGAGCAAUGUGGCAAGGAGACCCAUAUGGAAAACAUCCUUUUUGCUACUUUUUACCUUGUGGAUUUCAUGCUAGCCUUUGUUGGCAAUGCUCUGGCUCUUUGGCUUUUUAUCCGGGACCAAAAGUCAGACACCCCAGCCAACAUUUUCCUGAUGCAUCUCGCUGUGGCCGAUUUGUCUUUUGUGCUAGUUUUACCAACUCGGCUCGUAUACCACUUUUCAGGCAAUCACUGGCCAUUUGGAGAGAUCCCAUGCCGACUCACAGGCUUUCUAUUCUACCUCAACAUGUAUGCCAGCAUCUACUUCCUCAUGUGCAUCAGCAUAGAUCGCUUCCUAGCCAUCGUACACCCUGUAAAGUCUCUCAAACUCCGCAGAUCACUCUAUGCCCAUUUGGCCUGUGCUUUCCUGUGGGUGAUAGUUGCGGUGGCAAUGGCACCUCUUUUGGUCAGUGUGCAGACAGCUGAGAUGAACAACACCACCAUCUGCCUGCAGCUGUAUAGAGAAAAGGCAUCACGCCAUGCUCUUGUGUCACUGGCCGUGGCGUUUACUCUUCCAUUUUUUACGACCGUGACCUGCUACUUACUGAUUAUACGAAGCUUGAAGAGAGGGAACCGAAUUGAGAAUCAUCUAAAGGAAAAAGCCAUCAAAAUGAUCAUCAUGGUUCUUAUGAUCUUCUUGGUCUGCUUCGUGCCCUACCAUAUCAACCGCUACAUUUACAUCCUCAAUUAUGAUGGUGUGAAGACUUCUUGUGAAAUGCAGCGGAUCCUGGCUCUCGGCAAUCGCAUUACUUCUUGUCUCACCAGCCUAAACGGUGCCCUAGAUCCUGUCAUGUAUUUCUUUGUUGCUGAGAAGUUCCGCGAGGCUUUGUGUGGCUUGUUUUGUAGCAAAAGGGCUGCAAGGCUACCUUCAAGUUACGAUGGGAAAACAAAUGACAGCUCCUUAAGUGCUAAAUCUGAACUGUAAAUAUAUGGAAACAAAUGCUUUAAAAAAAAAGACAUUUCUAUCCAAUAGAAUUAAAUCCCCCAGGCAACAGAGUAGUGUUUCUCAAAGAGCACAGCCAAAUCUCCUGCUUCAUUCCUGAGAAAACAAAGAAAAUAUACAGAGGAAUCUAACUGGGGAGGGUGGUGGUGGGUGAUUUGCCACUUCCAAAGCACUGGCAGCUCGUGCGUCUAAGACAAGAGGUGCCCCACCCA